Messenger RNA from Pteropus alecto (black flying fox), 1985 nucleotides. It is a transcript of the gene SPARCL1, whose product is annotated as SPARC like 1. The transcript has 8 exons. NCBI's taxonomy places the organism in Eukaryota, Metazoa, Chordata, Mammalia, Chiroptera, Pteropodidae. Gene Ontology annotation, biological process: anatomical structure development. The coding region runs from base 175 to 1698 and encodes 507 amino acids. The record is from RefSeq and is a predicted model, not a curated record. Gene Ontology annotation, molecular function: protein binding; collagen binding; calcium ion binding.
GCUGAAAAAGCUUCAAUAAUAAAAUCAAAGAAGGAAAACCAUGAACAGUCAGCAGAUCAGGACCAGAGUUACAGCCCAGAGCUGAGAUUACAGGAUCAAAAGGAAAGUGAAAGUGACCUAAGUGAGAAUUUGGAGUAUACACCAACUGAAGGUGCAUUGGACCUAAAAAAAGACAUGAGUAAGCCUCAAGAGAAAAAACUCCCAGAGAACAUUGAUUUCCUUGCUCCUGAUGUUAGUUCCCUUGUACAUUCUAACCAGCAAGAAAGCAUCAUGAAGACAGAGAAAAGCCAAGAACAGCUUAUAAAUGAUUCACUUCCUCAAUUAAAUAGGAGCAGCAAGCAUGGCCAAGACCUAAGUGAUCAGGAUAACCAAGAGCAGAAUCCAAUCAGUCCCAACAGAGAAGAGGAAGCAGGGAAAGAACAAGGUGAAGUUGGCACCCACAAUGAUAACCAGGAAAGGGAGAGAGAAGUUCCCAAGGAGCAUUCUAACAGCAAGCAGGAAGACAGUACCCAAUCUGAUGAUAUUUCGAAAGAGUCCAAUCAACCAACUCAAGUAAGCAAAACGCAGAAAGAUGAAUCCGAGCAGGGUCACCAAGAACAAGAAGAGGAUAACUCCAAUGAAGAAAUGGAAGAGUCAACUGAAGCAGAAAUCAAUAAGCACAGUCAAGAUACUGAAUGGCAGAACCAACAGGGAAAACCUGGCCUUGAAAUUAUCAGCACCCCCGAGGAGAUGGAUAAAAAGACCGUUUCUGAGACUUUGCUUGUAGGGCCUACUGAUGAUGGUGAUGAUGGCUCCAGACUCCGUGCAAGUGAUGACUACCUCCCACAAAGUGAAGCCUUCCAGGAGGAUGAAAGAGCUGCUUCCAAUUACUAUUUCAUCAAAUAUAAGGAGCAAAGAGAAAAAGCACAUGAGAAUGAGAAUGCCAAAAAAGCAGAAAGCUCACUGAAUGAAGAUGAAAGUUCGAGUGAAGGCAACAUGGGGUUGUACAGUGUUGAUUCUUGCAUGAACUAUGAGUGUAAAAGAGGACACAUGUGUAAGGCUGACCAACAGGGAAAACCUCGCUGUGUCUGCCAAGAUCCAGUGACUUGUCCUCCUACAAAAUUCCUUGACCAAGUUUGUGGCACUGACAACCAGACCUAUGCUAGCUCCUGUCAUCUAUUUGCUACUAAGUGCAGACUGGAGGGGACCAAAAAGGGGCACCAGCUGCAGCUGGAUUAUUUUGGAGCCUGCAAAUCUAUUCCCACUUGUACGGACUUUGAAGUGACUCAAUUUCCUCUAAGGAUGAGAGACUGGCUCAAGAAUAUCCUCAUGCAGCUUUAUGAGUCUAACCCUGAACAUGCUGGAUAUCUAAAUGAGAAGCAGAGAAAUAAAGUCAAGAAAAUUUACCUGGAUGAAAAGAGACUCUUGGCUGGGGACCAUUCCAUUGACCUUCUCUUGAGAGAUUUUAAGAAAAACUACCACAUGUAUGUGUAUCCUGUGCACUGGCAGUUUAGUGAACUUGACAAACAUCCUAUGGACAGAGUCUUGACACAUUCAGAGCUUGCUCCUUUGCGAGCAUCGCUGGUACCCAUGGAACACUGCAUAACUCGCUUCUUUGAGGAGUGUGACCCCAACAAGGAUAAGCACAUCACCCUGAAGGAGUGGGGCCACUGCUUUGGGAUUAAAGAAGAAGACAUAGAUGAAAAUCUCCUGUUUUGAAUUAAGAUCUGAAAGAACUCAAACUUUCCAGCAUCCUCCUCUGUUCUGACCACUUCUGAAAUAUAUGCAACCAUAAUACUUGUAGAUUCGUAUUUAGCAAAAUGUUUGCAUGUCUGAGAAGACAAUGAGAGUAAUUGCUUGAUGACAGUUAUUCAUCAGGCAUUUAACAUUAACUUUGGAAAUAAAACUUUGAAGUAAAGGCAAUAUAUUGCAUGCUGUUUGUAAACAGGAGUUUAACUCAUCACUCUGCAUCCAUUUAUGAGAUACUUACUGAUUAUAAAAGUUGA